AUGCCAAGCUUACAAGAUCUCCCUAAUGAGCUCCUUAUCCAUAUCCUGUCCUCUAUCGGCGAGAAUACCCCGCCCCCUGAGCAUUUGCUUGCAACGGACGACGACCAUGACGAGGAAGUCGAUCUACAAAAUCUAUGCCUUGUUUCGCGGACCUUAUGCGAGGCAGCACAGCCAUUUCUUUAUCGCUCCUUUUACACGGACGGACUGCUAGACCGCCUGAGCUCGGUCAUAUCCUUUGCAAGGACCAUCUGUCAACGUCCAGACCUGGCAAAGCAUGUAAAGGAUUUAUCUAUCGUACCAUGUGAAGCUCAUACGACUCGGUGCCUACCGUAUGGAACGAGCCUCAAGGUCGAGGAAAAAGCCCUUUUCAAAAGUGCAAUUCAAGACCUCGACUUAGGCGACCAAGAGCAGAUCUGGAUUCAGGGCAUGGAGGAGACAGACCUCGACAUUUUUACCGCCAUUCUAGUCGCAAAGACCCCGAAUCUUUCAGAUCUGAGUCUGGCAGCAGGAAGAUCCUCCAUCCUCAAAGCGUUUGAUAAUCUCUUUGACCGAACCCCAUUGUUUUUGUCCGGUCUCAAGUCCUUCUCCAUUGAAUGUGAAGACAUGUUCACCGCAUACUCCAUCCGUCAAUAUGAAAAGCUCCUUACUCUCCCGAAACUCAAGACUGCGCAUUUUGAACUAGGCGAUCUCAAUGGUGAUUCAUUUCCAUCUAGCUGGUCCCCUGGGGCACUGGCACUGGAGAAUAUCAUAUUCAGCCAAUGUCACAUCGACGCCGGUGCUCUUCAAAAGCUUAUGCAAGCUUGCAGGGGACUGAAGUUGUUUAAUUACAUGAACUUCGAAGAUAUUCGGGAACUUGAGCGGCAUAUCUCCAGUCAUGUCAAUAUUGGCUCUUUCCGCGAAUUCUCUGCCCUCAAAAAAAUUCAAAUAUCACACGCCAUUUGUCCGCUGCAUCCGGAAUUACCUAGGUGUAUCAAGGAAUUCACCAUCGAUGACUGCGAAUUAUCUUUUCGAAAGGAGAUCCGCAACAUCGCGAAGGAUUGUCGGAAAAAGCUCUAUCCCGACUUUGUGAAGUUCAAGGUGCUUACAUCGGAUGUCUCGCAACCUAUUAUGCUUCCCGGACAGCGUAUACCAGACAAGGGGACUCCGCAAGAAAUCUUCAUCCAGCACCAACAGCUGUUCCAGCCAUCCAAUGUCGAUUUCCAGAUCUAUCCAUACAAGAUGCUGGAUCUAGACGAUCCGGAUUUAGACAGCGACAUGGAUGAGGACUUCGAUGACUAUGAAGAUUAUGACGGCGAGGAUUGGUAUGAUGAUAUUGAGCAGGGACCAGAGGGCCUAGUCCGGCAUAUGCAACGAACCGGGAUGGGACCUAUGGAUAUCAUCAGGUCGAUGAAUCGGCAUCGUGCAGAUGGCAGCGUUAUUCCACCAUGGGAGGAAGAGUAA
Messenger RNA from Penicillium waksmanii, 1440 nucleotides. RefSeq names its product F-box protein. The record is from RefSeq and is a predicted model, not a curated record. The transcript has 2 exons. Bases 1 to 1440 code for a protein of 479 amino acids. Lineage: Eukaryota; Fungi; Ascomycota; Eurotiomycetes; Eurotiales; Aspergillaceae.